Messenger RNA from Prorocentrum cordatum, 1680 nucleotides. The record is from the annotation of a GenBank genome assembly. Lineage: Eukaryota; Dinophyceae; Prorocentrales; Prorocentraceae.
GAGGCAUCCGCCCGCCGUGCCCGCCCCGGCGCAGCUUGCCCGCGCGGGCCCGCGCGACGCCGGCGCGGGCGCGCUGCUGGCAGCAGGCGCCGUCGGUUCGGCAGCGGCGCUCGCUGGCCUCUCGCGCCGCCGCCGCGGCGGCAGGUCCGGAGGCGACCUGCGGCCGCGGGGGCGAGGGCUCCGGAGCCCGAGCGCGUCGGCCACCGCCGCCGCGGUGUUCGGCCUCGGCGCGCGCGGCGAGGCCGGGCAGGCCGAGCGCGCCGAGGAGGCCGCGCGCGCCCCUGCGGGAGGCGGCCGCCCUGCGCGGGGCGGCCGCCGUGGAGCUGCCGGCCCUCACGGCCGAGGACCUGGAGGCCCUCCGCCGGGGCGGCUCCGUCGCGCGGCAGGAGCGGCGGGGCCGCGAGGGCUCAGGCUUCGCGGUGGUGGACGUCAAGGCUCCGCCGCAGCUCGUGCUGCAGUGCCUGGGCGCCUUCGAGGACUACGACGAGGUGAUCCCCGUGGUCCGGAAGGCCGAGGUGGUGGCUCGGGGCUGGGACGAGGACGGCCGCCCCACGGCCUGCGCGGACUACAGGAUAUCCAAGUUCUGGCUCCCGGUCUCCGCCGUGCACCAGGUGGACCUGGCGGCGGGGGUGGUGCGUUUCGGCUUGGCUCCGGGCCAGGGGCUGCGGGCCGGGCUCGUGCUGAAGGAGGCCUCGGGCUACUGGGUGGUGCAGCCGGGCGCCAACGGGGGCUCGCGCGUGUGGUUCGCGGUGUCGCUCCGGGCCGCGGCGCUGCUGCCGGAGUUCCUGGUGGACUACGCCGCGGGCCGUGCCCUGAGGCGGGCCACGUCCUGGCUCCGCCCGCACGUGGAGGGCCUCUGGGAGCGGAGGGCCCUGCGCCUCGCCAGCACCAUCUUGGAGGAGGCCGUGGACACUCAGAGCAGCCACCCGCUGGUAGCCGCAUGCUGAGGGCCCAGACCGUCCGCUCGCUCCGCGAGUGACGAACAUGUCCAAACGCUACGCGCGGGGCUUUCGCGCAAACUCGCUCUCUGCCGCGGGGCCUCGGAAUCUGGACCGCGUGGCUGUGGCUGUGGACAUGUUUCCCUCCCACGACCAGGAAAUAUUUUAGUCAUCCUCUGCUGCCAGAUGCGCUUUUUCCCCAACGGGACCGCUGCGGCUGCGGCAUACAUACUGGCAAAAGCUGGUCAUUCGUCUGCAGCUGGCCGCGGCGACCUUAGCCGACCCGCUCCUUUUCGUCCUCGUGCAGAGGGAGCUGCCUCCUCCCUUUCCUUUCCCCCUCCCAGCCCGCUGUUGGUGAGCGCACCCCGCACAUUGCACCGCGAGGGGAAAUGUUUUACGCAAAUUGGCGCCUCGAGGUGCGCGUCUUCGCGGCCCGCCGCCCCCCGUCCUGUCUGGAGCCGCCAGCGCCGCCCGCGGCCUGUGCCCGGCGGCCAGUCUUCUCUCGGUGGUUCGAACAUGGGGCCCUAAGGAUACGGUAGGUUCGCGUCGUGUCGACCAGCGGCGACCCCAGCGCGGGCGUUCAAGGUUGAACGCCGGCGGCGGCCCAGAAUCGGUCGAUGUUGAACGAUUGGACGUUGCGGAAAUGGCCGAUCGUUCAAGGUUGAACGAUCCCUGCGGUGUCAAAAACCAACGCCGGGGUCGACACGACACGAACCUGCCGUACUUGGAUCGCCCAGAGGGG